Messenger RNA from Rhizoctonia solani, 1197 nucleotides. RefSeq names its product glycogen synthase kinase 3 beta. The coding region runs from base 1 to 1197 and encodes 398 amino acids. The record is from RefSeq and is a predicted model, not a curated record. Gene Ontology annotation, cellular component: cytoplasm. Gene Ontology annotation, biological process: protein phosphorylation; signal transduction. NCBI's taxonomy places the organism in Eukaryota, Fungi, Basidiomycota, Agaricomycetes, Cantharellales, Ceratobasidiaceae. Gene Ontology annotation, molecular function: ATP binding; protein serine/threonine/tyrosine kinase activity; protein serine/threonine kinase activity. The transcript has 7 exons.
AUGGCGGCCCACCAUGGUCCUAUCAACAACGGCGUCCGGCUCUCCUCAUUCGACAAUGACCCCCAGCGCAUUGUUGCUGUUCACGCGUCCGAUGGCGCUACGGGCGAGCAAGUCGAGAUCAAGUAUACCAACUGUAAAGUCAUUGGGAAUGGCUCUUUUGGUGUCGUCUUUCAAGCGCGCCAACUAGGUGUAGCUAAGCAUCUGGAGGACAUCGCGAUCAAGAAGGUUCUGCAAGACAAGCGCUUCAAGAAUCGUGAGUUGCAAAUCAUGAGGCUUGUUAAGCACCCGAACGUUGUGGACCUCCGCGCAUUCUUCUACUCCAGCGGCGACAAGAAAGACGAGGUGUACCUAAAUCUCGUGCUUGAAUAUGUACCUGAGACAGUAUACCGCACCUCGCGGCACUAUGUCAAGCUCAAGCAGCCAAUCCCCAACUUGCAAAUCAAGCUGUACAUGUAUCAGCUCCUUCGUUCGCUCGCUUACAUCCACAGUGUUGGGAUCUGUCACCGUGAUAUCAAGCCCCAGAACCUGCUGUUGAAUCCUUCCACUGGUAUCCUGAAAUUGUGCGACUUUGGCUCUGCGAAGAUCCUGGUCCCAGGAGAACCUAAUGUUAGCUAUAUCUGCUCACGCUACUAUCGCGCGCCGGAGCUUAUUUUUGGCGCUACAAACUAUUCGACUAACAUUGACAUUUGGUCUACUGGAUGCGUAAUGGCAGAGCUCAUGCUUGGCCAACCCUUGUUCCCAGGAGAGAGUGGCAUCGACCAACUGGUCGAGAUCAUCAAAGUACUGGGCACACCUACUAGAGAACAAAUUAAGACUAUGAACCCGAACUACAUGGAACAUAAAUUCCCCCAGAUCAAGCCGCAUCCUUUCUCUAAGGUAUUCCGCCCCCGGACUUCGCCUGAAAUGCUCGACCUUGUAUCCCGCCUGCUAGAAUACACUCCCACCGCUCGCCUGAGCGCGAUUGAGGCGAUGUGCCACCCGCUGUUCCAUGAAUUGCGUCAAGAGGGAACAAGCAUGCCGAGUGGGCGGGAAAUGCCUGCAUUGUUCAAUUUUACCCGGGAAGAAUUGUCCAUCCGUCCCGACUUGAACUCGACACUUGUACCCGCAUGGCGUGAGGCUGAGUUACAGUCUCGGGGGAUCGACAUUCACAACUUUACGCCUAUACCACUGGAGCAAUUGCGGAUUACGCUGGAUUAA